Messenger RNA from Lachnellula hyalina, 1563 nucleotides. It is a transcript of the gene ssr3, whose product is annotated as SWI/SNF and RSC complexes subunit ssr3. The record is from RefSeq and is a predicted model, not a curated record. Gene Ontology annotation, cellular component: SWI/SNF complex; nucleus. The transcript is spliced from 3 exons. Gene Ontology annotation, biological process: regulation of transcription by RNA polymerase II. The coding region runs from base 1 to 1563 and encodes 520 amino acids. NCBI's taxonomy places the organism in Eukaryota, Fungi, Ascomycota, Leotiomycetes, Helotiales, Lachnaceae.
AUGCAGCCCGCAUACCGUGGCUUUCCCCAGAGGUCUCCUCAUGCAGCCGCGCAACCAAAUUCGCGGCGUGGCCCAAUGGUGGGACCCCAUCCUCAGAAUCAAUUGACAGCCGCCCAAAUGCAGGCUCAACAAGCUGCCCAGAACCAGGCCAGCGAUCGCGCGAAGCUGCGCAGUCGCAAGCCAACGGAUAAGAAUAUGCCGGAUGGUGUUGAGGAGUGUAUUAUCGGGGAUGGGGUUCAGCGCUAUAGAGACCUCAGGGAGAUUGAGCGGAGGCUGGAUGCUACGAUGACGAGGAAACGGCUGGAUCUACAGGAUUCUGUGAACAGAAAUGUCAAGCGUUACAGGACUUUACGGAUUUGGGUCAGCAAUACGGUGGAAGACCAGCUGUGGCAGGCGGACACUCUUGAUGUGGAUGCCUUUGAUUUCAGCACAAACGUGGACUCUUUAUACCGAGUGAAGAUCGAAGGACGACUAUUGGACGCCGAUGAUGAGUAUCUGGACAGUGACGACAGUGAUGAUGAGGACGGAGACACAGAAAUGGCGGAAGAUGGCCAAGAGAAGAAGAAAAAGGACAAGGCACCUACCAAGAAAUACAAGUUAUCGCACUUCUUCAAGGCUAUGACAGUAGACUUUGACAACCGGAACAAAGCAAAAGAUGGCGCAGAUCAGAGUGUUGAAUGGAAGAAGCCUGUUGUGGCUGCCAAUUCCGCCAAUCUUCCAAACGCCGCCGAUUUCGACCAACUGGAGUUCAAGCGGGGCGGCGACGAAAACACAAACAUCACCAUCAACCUCGUUCGCGAUGAGAAUCCCGAGCGGUACACCGUAAGCCCAGCACUGGCUGACAUUUUAGAUGCCCAGGAGGCAACGAGAGCAGAAGCGGUGAUGGGAAUUUAUGAAUAUAUAAAAGCAAACGGUCUGCAAGAAGAUGAUGAGAAGCGCUCAUUUGACUGCGAUGACCGGCUCAAAGCCGUAUGGAAACAUUUCCUCAUACAAGUAUAUCGUGAUGGCCAAGUUAACAAAUACGACUCGCAGGUUCUUCAACGCGAGAAAGGCUACAUCCCCUAUCUGCCUGAUGUGGUCAUGCAACACAUGACUUCUCUCGAGCCCGUUAAACUCCCUUACACCAUCCGGGUCGACAAAGAAUUCCAUGAGAACCCGCAGCCGACGAUUUAUGAUGUUCAGGUCUUGGUCGAUGAUCCGCUGCGGGCGGCACUUAUGUCUUACCUGCAGAAUCCUACGUACGCCCAGAACCUCCUCGAUAUCGCAGACCUCAAUGACCGCGUUGCAGUCUUGAUUCAGAAGAUCGGGAACUCGAAAUCUAAGCAAGGCUUCUUUGACGCCCUAUCGAAGAACCCCACCGAAUUUAUUGCCAGGUGGCUGAGUUCUCAAAAGAGGGACUUGGAUAUCAUCUCAGGAGAGGCUGCGAGGGGGAUUAGUGAGGAUGCCAAGGGUGAUGAGUGGAGACGUGGUGGGAAGGAUGGCAUUUGGGGGAGCGAGAAUGUCAGGGAGAGCGUAAACUUGAUUGUUGGGGCUAAGAACCAGCCUGUGUUGGCUCCUCGGUAA